AUGGACGUGGCUCUCAUCACCGGAGGUAACGCUGGCAUCGGCGAGGCCGUUGUUCGUCUCUUAGCCAAGACUCCCAAUUUCCACGUCAUUAUUGGAUCUCGCCGUCUCGAAUCGGGCAACGAGCUUGCCAACUCUCUCAAGGAGCAAGGCUACUCUGUUUCUGCUAUUCAAUUAGAUAUCGCUUCCGACGACUCAAUCGACAAAGCCAUCGAGGAAAUCGCCAAUAACCACGGAAAGCUCGAUGUCCUCGUCAACAAUGCGGGCGUUCUUCUGGAUACUCACCAAGACGCCUUCGUAUCUACUCGAGAUCUUUUCUCCCAGACAUUCAACACCAACGUCUUCGGUACUGCGGCCCUGACUGAAGCUGCUCUUCCCCUGCUGCAAAAGGGCAAUCAUCCUCGUGUAGUCUUCGUCUCAUCGACAAUGGGCUCGUUGGCGGUCUCAGGCGACCCGACUACUUUCUUCUACAACGUCGAUUACAAAGCCUACGACGCUAGCAAAGCGGCUGUGAACAUGCUAGCAGUCAAUUAUGCCCGCAUUCUGAAGCCUUAUGGUGGAGUUUCGAACGCCAUCUGCCCGGGUUUGGUCAAAACUAAGAUGACUGGGUUCAUAGACGCAGGUACGCCUGUUGAGGUUGGAGCUGAGCGCAUCGUCCAGCUCGCAACCGCUGCACCAGGUGGUCCCUCUGGAACCUUUUCGAACAAAGAUGGGCCUAUUCCUUGGUAA
Molecule: messenger RNA, 726 nt
Organism: Diaporthe citri
Lineage: Eukaryota; Fungi; Ascomycota; Sordariomycetes; Diaporthales; Diaporthaceae
Exons: 1
Coding region: 1-726 (241 amino acids)
Molecular function (GO): oxidoreductase activity, acting on the CH-OH group of donors, NAD or NADP as acceptor
Source: RefSeq, a predicted model, not a curated record